Molecule: messenger RNA, 1921 nt
Organism: Geodia barretti
Lineage: Eukaryota; Metazoa; Porifera; Demospongiae; Tetractinellida; Geodiidae
Source: the annotation of a GenBank genome assembly
AUGAUGUUCAACCACGUGGAGCAAGUCAACGUUUUCAACUUUCCCGUCAACAACUGCUCGGACGGCGUCGUUAGCCUGGAGCGGUACUCAGGCCUGGAGCCCACACGUGAUGAUCCAGACGCCCCGACAGAGAACCAGUUACGGACGGCGUAUCGGUUACAGGCAGUCAACAUCACUAGACUGGUGUAUCAGACUGUGACUGACUGCUGUGACGGCUACUCCCAGGAAGGCAGUCAAUGCUCACCAAUUUGCCCAAACUGUGAGGAGCCACGUUUGUGUGUGGCACCUGGCACCUGUGCCUGUCCCAGUGGCUGGGCUGAGAACGACUGCUCAGGAUCUCCCCGUAAUGUGGAGCUGACGGCAACUGGUUUUGAUUCCCUGGAGCUCACCUGGGAUCCUCCAUCAAUAGACUCCACUGUCGUCCAGUACUUGGUCCUCCUUGAAGAUCAAGCAUACUCAGUUGAACCAACAGCGGCUCUAUCAUUAGCUCUGGACUCUUGGAUCCUCACACGGCCUACAACUGCUGUGUGGUUGCUAACACCACCAGCGGAGCUUCCAGCUUUACACACACUAUCUUAUCACCCGUGGUUUUUUAAAACAUGUGAUUGCCAUUUUCCCACAACUUUCACAGUGUCGUAUAGUGACACCAUUGCAAUUCACACAUUGUUGAACACUAUUCCAAGAAAUAGGGUUUGUUAUUCCCUCCACACAGUGCCUUACGACCCACCAAACAGUGUGUCAGUUGCUGCCAUAAGUUCUACCAGUAUCAGAGUUCAGUGGAGCCCUCCGUCCACUCCAAAUGGAGUCAUCAUCCACUAUACUCUCUAUAUCAAUGAUCUCCCAGCUAUCACCAUCCCUGCCUCUACUGGUAGACCCAGUCAGAGCUGGGUGCUGGAUGGACUAACAGACGACUCAAAACUCAAUGUCAGUCUGUCAGCUAGCACCAAGAUUGGGGAAGGACCGCUGGCUAAAGUAGCCACUAUAUCAACAUCCCAACAUGGUAUGGGUAUGGUGGUAAUCUAUUACGAUGAUUUUACUUUGGAGCUCACCGUUAUGAGGCAAAAGUUCAACUGCAGCCAAUGGAUCGAAGGUCAGGAGGAGCAGCUGAUAGAGACACUGGCUGAAGGUGUCAGUCAGGGAAUUGAAGAAUACUGCCACUGUGCCUUCCCCAGCAAUCACAUCAUAAAUGAAGAAGUGAAGUGUGGAGAAGACACUCGUGUCCUGACAUUCACUGGGAGUCUCGUUGCCAACUCAGAGCGGAGCAGCUAUGAACUGAUACUGAACCUUAGGGAAUGGUUGUCUAGCCAGCCAACCAUACUCGCUGGAGACCAACUCUUGCAAGUUGUUACAAUGAACACCGACGGCACUGGCAACAGUACAGUUGUUAGUGAACCAGCAAUGGAUGGUACUCCACUGUGGGCUAUAGCUGUAGGUGCUGCAGGCUCAGCUCUAGCCUUACUGACUGUUUCAGUCGCCCUGAUCUCUAUUGCAGUUUACUUCAGCAAACGAAAACGUGUGAGUGACAGACUGCGUCGUAAGACCCCUCAACAACCAGUCACACAAAUCGGAAGAUACAAAUUUACUGAGAAACCGCGUCAUAACAAGACUAACCAGGAGGCAAUGUCUACUGAUGUGGACGAUAGUUUGACCAAAAACCCAUCUUAUAUCCCAACCAACAGUCUAACGGCUGGGGCUGAACGAAUGAUUAGUGCUAAGGAGGACACACUGCAGGGAGGGUGUAUGACACAAAACCCAUCCUACAUCCCAACCGGAGGUCUAACUGAUGGACUAGAGGGAGUGUACAGUCAGAUAGAACAUGUAGAAGGAGAAACUGUUACAUCUGACAAUGCUUACUAUAAUGUCAUUCGUUAUUGAACUUGCAGCACAUUAUAACUAGCUACAUAUGCACUUAUAUUUGUUU